Molecule: messenger RNA, 560 nt
Organism: Eruca vesicaria subsp. sativa (arugula)
Lineage: Eukaryota; Viridiplantae; Streptophyta; Magnoliopsida; Brassicales; Brassicaceae
Source: the annotation of a GenBank genome assembly
ACACUUUGUCUUUAAAAUCUCAAGUAGUUUAAGAAAGAAAAAAUACAUCAAUAUGAGCUCUCAUGCAAAAAGGUUAGUAAUUUUCACUGUUCUUAUUUUCGCUAUCAUCUCCGCUGAUGUUGCAGACGCUACCCUUCGUCAUAUCAUGAAUCUCAGAUCGAAUAAGGGUAUCAAGGAGGGUAAUGAAAUAAAGGAGAGGGAGCUUCUGGAGUUUCACCUUGACUACGCAAGAACCGGAGCAAAUCAAGAUCAUGAACCAGGGAAAGGAAGACCUUAAUCCAACUUAAUUAUUCAUAACUAAAAUAAUGAGCUUCAUUAACUCUACUACUCUCUCACGAAUAAGCGUCUUUACGUUUAAAGUAUCUAUAUUUACAUAAUAUGAUGUAAUAUAAUAGGCCAAGCUUUUGGACAGGGUUAAAGUUGCAUGUAAAACAUAUGUAUCAGCUUAUGCAUGCAUGCAUAUGAAUCUAAGUUCUACUAUAUAUGUACUAUUUUAAGUGCGAAGGAAAGUACUAUAAAUUUCGGAUGAUUUUGUAUAUUUUACUCUUCUAAUGAUUAAA